This is a messenger RNA of Opisthorchis viverrini, 387 nucleotides long. RefSeq lists its product as hypothetical. NCBI's taxonomy places the organism in Eukaryota, Metazoa, Platyhelminthes, Trematoda, Opisthorchiida, Opisthorchiidae. Gene Ontology annotation, cellular component: cyclin-dependent protein kinase holoenzyme complex; SCF ubiquitin ligase complex. Bases 1 to 387 code for a protein of 128 amino acids. Gene Ontology annotation, molecular function: histone binding; protein kinase binding; cyclin-dependent protein serine/threonine kinase activator activity. The record is from RefSeq and is a predicted model, not a curated record. The transcript has 2 exons. Gene Ontology annotation, biological process: regulation of mitotic cell cycle.
AUGACUUGGUGUGGCGCUCUAGCGUUCAACUGCGCUUUUGAAUGUUCGAACGGUGCGAAAAUUGACCUGGCCGUUUUCGCGGAUUUUCGGUUGUUCCUCAUGUCGAGCAAGAAUAUUUACUAUUCGGAAAAGUAUUACGAUGAUCUGCACGAGUACAGGCACGUGCACCUUCCGAAAGAGCUUGCCAAGAAGGUCCCGAAGAAUCGUUUGAUGUCGGAAUACGAGUGGCGGGAACUGGGAAUACAACAGUCAGCUGGCUGGGUCCACUAUAUGAUCCACGAGCCCGAGCCGCAUAUAAUCCUGUUCCGCCGGCCCCGAACGGAUAUCCCGGCACCGUCGGGAACCGCGACGAAUCAAGAAGCCGGUGCGGCCCCAAUGAAAGCUUAA